Molecule: messenger RNA, 508 nt
Organism: Porites evermanni
Lineage: Eukaryota; Metazoa; Cnidaria; Anthozoa; Scleractinia; Poritidae
Source: the annotation of a GenBank genome assembly
AUGCAAAUGAAGGCGCAGGCUGAAGGAACGAAGGGCGAGAAAACAUCGGACAUCCAGGUCAGGGAUGCAGUACUUCUAAAACAAUAACCCAGCACCAAAACCACACCACCUUUUCACAGAGAGUCCCUAGAGGUCCGAAAGGGAACACAAGUGGUUGCCAAGCGGAGAAAUGGCAGAUCAAUGGCACAUUUUAAGAAGGUAGACUACCUGACUUCUGAGGAAACAGGCAGCUGGAAGCCGAGGCCAGAUACCAGUCAACAAGAACCGCCUAACCCCGAUGCAGACCGUCACUGAGCUACCACGGAUGGAGGUACAGUUACCGGAGUUUGACUACUCGAACACUCUGGUCAGAAGGAACUCGUUCAAAGAGCGCCCAGCAGAGCCACCUCACCCCUGCUUCAGGAAACCAGGGGACGGACCAGGGGACGUAGCUUUAGACCUCGAGGGCGCGCGGGCGAAAAUCUCAGGUAACAAAUAUCUGGAGCACGUGUUACCUGACAAAAUCUAG